This is a messenger RNA of Drosophila willistoni, 1252 nucleotides long. It is a transcript of the gene Ho, whose product is annotated as heme oxygenase 1. Gene Ontology annotation, biological process: heme oxidation. The transcript is spliced from 3 exons. Bases 107 to 1003 code for a protein of 298 amino acids. Gene Ontology annotation, molecular function: heme oxygenase (decyclizing) activity. Lineage: Eukaryota; Metazoa; Arthropoda; Insecta; Diptera; Drosophilidae. The record is from RefSeq and is a predicted model, not a curated record.
GAUUAUUUUCAAAACAAAGGAGUCGUCGGCAUCAGCUUUUUUUUUAUCACGUAAUUGUAUUUUCUCUUUGUGCUAAUUAAUUCCAAAGAAACUGCGCAAAACAAAAAUGUCAACGGACGAGGCAACAACAGCAGCUGCAGCGAGUGUGGGCGAUGAAGAUUAUGUGGAUAUGAAGUUUACUCGAGAAUUGCGAAAAGCCACCAAAGACGUCCACAACUUAACUGAUGUUUUAAUCAAUGCAAAGUUCGCCAUUGCUCUUUCAGAUGACGAAGUGUGGUAUGAUGGUCUCUUGGCUUUUUAUGAAAUGUACAAAUUCUUCGAGACUCAUUUACCGGAGCGCCUCCUACCCAAGGAAUUGUACAGGACAGAGGCAUUUGAGCGCGAUUUUGCUUAUUUCUAUGGCGCCAAAUGGAAGGACUCUUAUGAGCCACGGCCUGCCGUUGUAAAAUAUUUGGCACAUUUAGAGGAGGUGGCUGCCAAAAAUGAGUUGCUUCUUUUUGCCUAUGCGUACCAAAUGUAUAUGGCUUUGAUGUCAGGCGGACAAAUGUUGCAGAAGAAACGAAUGAUUGCGCGUAGAUUAUGGAUUUUUCCCAAAGGCAAGGAGGAAGAGCAAAAACAGGCCGAAGAAGAUGCAGCCAAGGCCACAGCAAAGGCAGCCGCUGCCGCAGCAUCUGGUGAUGGUGUAAUAGACGAGGAUGAUCUACAAGCUCGACCAAUGCCAGCACAGGUGACCAUUUGCCCACCUGGCUGUGAGGCCACAUUCUUUCCGGAAAAAAUCAAUGUAUUGAAGUCGAAAUUGAGACGUGUUUUCAAUAGUCAAUAUGGAGCUUUCGAUGAUGACUUGCGCGCUGCCUUCAUUGAGGAAAGUCGCAAUGUUUUCCGCUUAAAUCUGGAGGUUGUACGUACAGUCAAGGGCGUGAAUCGGGCCAAUUUAAGAAAAUUGGCAAUGGCUGCUAUAUUAAUCUCGAGUAUUUACUUGGCCAUUAAGCUGGUCAUCAAGUAAACUUUGUUCUGCAUGACUUUGGUCGUAAUUAAGCAUAAAUUUUAUAGUUUUAGUGUUGAAAAACAAACAGAAAUUCUGAACAAAAGAUGAAAAUGUUAUGACGCUUUGGCGUUAAUUAACCAAAACAAUAAUGAUUUAAAAUCUAAUCGAUCUAGCAUGAAGUUUCCAAAGAUUUAGCGAUAGUUUUUGCCAAAAACCUGUAAACAUUUGAAAUUUUAGCAUAAAUAUAAUGGAGUUUCAUAUUGUAAA